Messenger RNA from Grus americana (Whooping crane), 797 nucleotides. RefSeq names its product ral guanine nucleotide dissociation stimulator-like 3. Bases 1 to 690 code for a protein of 229 amino acids. The record is from RefSeq and is a predicted model, not a curated record. NCBI's taxonomy places the organism in Eukaryota, Metazoa, Chordata, Aves, Gruiformes, Gruidae. The transcript has 5 exons.
AUGACUCAGACUGCUUCAAUGAGAUCUGCACAAGAAACAUUUUUAAGAGCAAGGUCAUGGAAGCUGACCACAGAGGUGCCUCGCUCACUCACUCGCUGGGCUGCAUUCUCACCUCCCCGACCGCAGACCCUUCCUUCCCCGAAGGCCGAGCGGGCUCUCGGGCUGGAAGGAGACGCAGCCCGGCCCGCCUGGGUGCCCCCGCUCCCAGGAGGAGGAGCCCCGCGCCGAGCCUCCUGCCCCUCCUGCCACACCAACAAAGAGGCCCUCGCCAUUAUCUACCGAGACACCUCCAGCCCCCCGCAGCAGACACGGAAGGUCACCGGAGCGGAGAGACCCGCACCGCCGCCCGCCCCCGGGAAAGGGCACGGGCCGCCCCCGACUCCCUCCCCGCCCGCUGCCCCGCCGAAACGGAUGUCCCUGCUUAGAGACGAAAGGAGGCCCCUCAGUGCCUUGAAGCCAUCAAGAAACAGGUGGGGUGACAUCAUGUUCACCCAGUUCAGUUAUUUGCAGCAAGACCCGUGGCCUUACAGAUCACUGAUGUUACUCCUGAUCUUUUUGGUGGAGUUAUUGUUCUGGAUCAUCCCAUUAGAGGUGAUCAUAGUUGGAAAAGCCCCUGCACUAUCCUCUGUUCAUGGCUUCUGCUACGUGGGACCAUUCAAAGUUGACCAAAGUUUAGUGACCUUACACUGAACACCACCACUGAUGAUUCUGGUGCUGAACUCAGAGGAUACUGAAGACAAACUUUCAGUUACAUUCUCUCCAACCAGCAUGCAAUGUUCUUCAGCCCUGAACUUGCU